AUGCUUGAAGUUGCUCAGUUUUCUCCUCAAACACCUGUUAUAUCAAAUGUGGUAAAUAGAGAAGAUGGCCGUGAAGUUGUUGUUGGAAAUGAGGGGCAACUCCUGACAAUACAAUGUACGUCUUACGGAGGAUAUCCAGCACCUUCACUAACCUGGUAUAAUAGAAGUGUGUCCACAUCUAACGAGUUAGCGACUACAAAUAAUGGCAUUUUACAAAGUAACGGUACAUUUACUGUGACACUACAACAUAAAUUUACUCUGACAAGGUCAGAUGAUAGAAAGAUAAUAAACUGUAGAUCAUAUUACCCACAAGCAGACAGUACUCACAUAACGUCAAACGUUAAAUCGGCGUUACUUUAUCUGUCAUUGGUUCCAAGCAAGCCAAAUGUCACACAAGCAUCGGAGGUUUCGGCAGGUGAUGUUAUAGAGGUAAGCUGUAAAACAACGGGAUGUAGACCCGUUGCCAGUAUAUCCUGGUUAUACGAAGGAAAGACCGCUAAUGGACAAAUCAAAUCUGUUCUUGAUACUGUAACAGAAACGUACGAGGUCGUGUCAUUGUUUACGAAAAGGGUGACUGCUGCAGAUAAUGGACAGAUUAUUCAAUGUAUAGUUACCCAUCCUGCUAUAAAUAGUACAUCUGGCAUAACUGCUUCAUAUCAACUGAGUGUUAACUUUCCGCCGAAUGUUUCAGCAAUUGCAACAAACACUUCGGUCAACGAAUCAAAUACUGUAUUGACAUGUAUUGCAAAAGGUGUCCCUGACAGUAAUUAUAGAUACGGAAAAUGGAUUCAAAGAUGGCCAGGAUAUGGAGUGCCUGUUUCGGUGAGGCCCGGAAGUGAGUCGCUCGAACUGAGGGGUUUAACAUACGAGCACUCCGGGAUUUAUACGUGCACUGCCAGUAAUGGAAUUAAGGUCUUUGGUACGAACACAGAAUUUAUAGAAGGAACAGCGGUACAGUUACUUGUGAAAUCAUUUCCAGUUAUAAUCAGUUUAGCUGAUAAAAUUGCGAGUAGGAUGAAUAACAAUAUAACUGUCAAAGUUGACUAUUUCUCAAACAUACCUGGAACAGAAGUUGAGCUAUAUAGAAACUUUAAUGGCGUAGCGAAAACAGAUGUUAUGUUCAUUGUGAAUAAGAACCUCGUCGAAGUUGAGCUACCUGUAUUUUCACACUCUGUCAAAACCAACGGAACCAGAGCUAUCAUAACAACUCCAAUAAAAUCAGAAACAGAUUAUGGGUCAUAUAUUGUCGUCGUGUCAAAUGAAAUAGGGUCUAGUAAUAGGUCGUUUGAGGUAGUGUUGACAGAGCCACCAAGUACACCGAGAGGUUUUACAAUAGACUAUAUCCAGCAUAACAAGGCCCGUUUGUCGUGGAUGCGUGGAUAUAAUGGAGGAUUGACACAAACAUUUAUUAUACAAGUAGGAACAGAUAAAAAGACAUGGAGUGAUGUGAUAGUAGUUGACAGAAUUACAAAAGACGAAAAGCCCAUAACCACAAUCUUGACAGAUCUUCAUGAUUCAAAAACAUACUUUGUUCGAGUAUACGCAUAUAACGAGGAGGGAAAUAGCCCUUUGUCAGAAACACUUAAUUUUACCACAUCUUCAAUCAAAGUGAAUGUGACAGUAAAGACAAACAACACCACUGCGAUAAUAGUAGGAGUAGUUCUCGGCAUACUGAUAGUUGUCGUGUUGGUAUAUUCCAUAUACGUUACAUUACGGAUGAAAAGAAGGCAUGACCCUGACCAGAAUAAAGAUAUCUCCGAAGAUACAAAAGGCAGAGAGUAUGUAAAUGUGGAAGAUCCAAUCAAACUUAAAACAAAAGAUGUAAAGAAGGGAAGGACAUAUCCUCACGAUGCUCAAGCCUCAGAAAGUCAAUAUACAGAGCUCGAUAAAGAUCUUAAAGAAGCAGAAUCUGCAUACGAUGCUAUUUCAAUCAUUUGAAAUGACAACAUAAAUGUGUCUUUAAACAUACGUCCUAUGCACGUGUUUGAAUGUACAAGCUGGACGUUAGAACAUUUAGUGUGCAUUGAUUGAAUGCAUAUGACAAAAACUGAGAAAAAAAUGAAUUCCUUUACGCUUGCUAUAGAGAAAGUAUUUUUGACAUAAGCAUGAAAAACACAUCACCAAAUGCAACGGAUUCUUUUCGAAUAUGUAUACUAUGCUAUUUCAUGUAAUUAAAAUGAGGACGUAAAAGUGUCAUUAACUACAAGUCAGGUGUAUGAUUUUGUUACACUAAAAAAUUGAAUGCAUAUGUUUUAUGUUAUUAGUAAGGAUUGGGUUAAUGCCGUUGUGUUUAUGUUAAGAAAAUCUGUUUUGUCAUCAGAAUAUAUCAAGACUUUGCGAAAUAAUGAAAUAAAAAUCGACGUUUUACAGAAAUGUAUAGAAGUAAAGAAUAUAAUGUUUUCUCACGGCUACAUAGAUGAUAAUCAAUUUAUCUGAUAUAUACUAUUUAUUUGGCCAUGUGCAACAAUUAUAUAUGAAAAUGAUAUGUCUUAAAAAUAUUCAUAUUUUUUUGUAAUUACAUAAUUAAGAUUUUUAUAAUAUUGCAACGUCUUUCAAAAACAAAAGAUAAAAAUAUAACUUUAAGGAUUCGGAACAAAAUAAUAUGUAUAACUGCUAUGCCAUUGCCCUUUUUUCUUUAAAUAUGUUAGCAUGUUCAUUAUAUGAAAUUUCAUUAUUUUUACUUUAUGUCAAGUGGAAGAAUUAAUUAUGGCACAGAAUGUAGCAUUUAUUUGUUCAGGUCUUUCUUGUCGCUUUUCAACUUUCGUGACAUGUAAAUAAAGGCUACUUAGUUUAAUGUAGCUUAUCUUAGUUAAAUGUUAAUUUAGAUUAUGCAAACUUCAUAAUUUUCAAAAGGUUCUUCAUUUUUAAAAUUGUGUUCUUUAUUUUUAUUAUUUUGUCAAAGAAUAUGAAGCAUUCUACAAUAAAUUACUACGUUGUUUGCUGUUUAUGCCGUCUAAACGAAGAAAACAAUAAAAUGACACUCCUUGAGAUUUAUUUAUGUUCUUUAUCAGUACAAUAUCCACUUGAGACAUCACUUCUAAUACUUCUGCUUAUAUCACAACUUAUUUUGUCCUGAUAUUGUAUCUUCUAUAUCGCCAUCCAGUGUUUUAUUAAGAACACAUCGACAUUGGCUUCUUGUGGUUAGAUAAUCUGGCUGUAUACUUCUUCCCAUUUGAUCAAAAUCUCUAAAAAUAAAUAUGUUUGAAUUGUAAUGAUAAAU
Messenger RNA from Ruditapes philippinarum (Manila clam), 3220 nucleotides. Its product is annotated as neural cell adhesion molecule 2-like. Gene Ontology annotation, biological process: homophilic cell-cell adhesion; heterophilic cell-cell adhesion. Bases 1 to 1938 code for a protein of 645 amino acids. NCBI's taxonomy places the organism in Eukaryota, Metazoa, Mollusca, Bivalvia, Venerida, Veneridae. Gene Ontology annotation, cellular component: adherens junction. The transcript has 9 exons. Gene Ontology annotation, molecular function: protein binding. The record is from RefSeq and is a predicted model, not a curated record.